AUGCGUGCCGCGUCCCCGCUCGUCCUUCGGAGCUGGGGCUCACAACUCGGACGCAAAUGUCUACCAAAUUCAUUCUGCCAGUCAACAAAGAUUACACAACCAGCUUGCAGAACAGUUGCUAGCUAUACACAUCCUCACCAUGCCUCAGCACUAUCCGUUCUCCCCACGGCAGUGGAUACCUCCUCACAGGAGUACCGCGAUAACACCGAACAAAUGCAAGAACUCCUCGACCGGAUGAACAGCCUACACACGACAAUUGCACGCGGAGGAAAUGACAAGGCGCGUGAGAAGCACAUCGCCCGUGGCAAAAUGCUUCCGAGAGACCGGAUCUCCGCCCUAGUCGACCCAGGCACCUCCUUCCUGGAGCUCUCAGCGCUCGCAGGACACGGUGUCUAUGAAGGCGAGGAUGUUCCAGCGGGUGGUAUCAUCACCGGCAUUGGGAUGGUCGAGGGUGUCAACUGCAUGAUCGUUGCCAAUGAUAGCACCGUCAAGGGCGGCACCUACUACCCCAUCACAGUGAAGAAGCACCUCCGCGCACAGGCCAUUGCUCAAGAGAACCGCCUCCCUUGUAUCUACCUUGUUGAUUCUGGUGGCGCAAACCUGCCUCAUCAGGCAGAUGUGUUCCCAGAUCGCGAUCACUUCGGCCGGAUCUUCUUUAACCAGGCCCGCAUGAGCUCCCUUGGCAUCCCACAACUCUCCGUUGUCAUGGGUCCAUGCACGGCGGGUGGUGCAUAUGUGCCUGCUAUGAGUGAUGAAACCAUUAUCGUUGAAAACCAGGGUACCAUCUUCCUGGCAGGCCCGCCUCUCGUCAAGGCCGCGACGGGCGAGGAGGUUUCCGCCGAGGACCUUGGUGGCGGUCAGCUGCAUUCGAGCAUUUCCGGUGUUACAGACUACCUGGCUGUCGAUGAUGCCCACGCUAUUGUCCUUGCUCGCCGCUCGGUCGCGAAUCUCAACUACCCUACCACGACAACUCCGCUCCAGCUGGAGAACAGCAAUGGAGAUUCGCUUGUCGUGAAAGAACCGCUGUACGACCCCAAUGAGCUAAAUGGUAUCGUUGGCACGAAUCUACGCCGCCAAAUCCCUGUUCACGAGGUGAUCGCGCGCAUCGUCGAUGGGAGUGAAUUCGCCGAGUUUAAGCGUGACUAUGGCUCGACCCUGGUAACGGGCUUUGCCCGCAUCCACGGCCAUCGUGUCGGCAUAGUGGCUAACAAUGGAAUCUUGUUCUCCGAGUCCUCGCUCAAGGGAGCACACUUUAUUGAGCUAUGUGCUCAGCGGCGGAUUCCCCUUGUCUUCUUGCAGAAUAUCUCGGGCUUCAUGGUCGGCGCCGAUGCUGAGAAGGGCGGCAUUGCGAAGAACGGUGCUAAGCUUGUUACUGCUGUUGCGUGUGCCGAUGUCCCCAAGUUCACUGUUGUAUUUGGGUCCAGUGCUGGUGCUGGUAAUUACGGAAUGUGUGGUCGUGCCUACUCGCCUCGUCUUCUCUUCAUGUGGCCUAAUGCUAAGAUCGGCGUUAUGGGCUCUGAGCAACUCUCCGCUGUUAUGGAGGCUGUUGGACGAUCCGCUGAUCCAGCUUUGAAAGAACGCAUUGAUCGCGAAUCUGAAGCCACUUUUUCGUCGGCUCGUUUGUGGGAUGACGGUAUCAUCCCGCCAUCUCAAACGAGGAAAAUGCUGGGAUUGGGUCUGGCAGCUGCGCUCAGUGGCAAGGCUGAGCCAGAUGUGCAAACCAGGUUUGGCGUGUUCCGGAUGUAG
Molecule: messenger RNA, 1746 nt
Organism: Penicillium robsamsonii
Lineage: Eukaryota; Fungi; Ascomycota; Eurotiomycetes; Eurotiales; Aspergillaceae
Product: putative 3-methylcrotonyl-CoA carboxylase, beta subunit (MccB)
Exons: 2
Coding region: 1-1746 (581 amino acids)
Biological process (GO): L-leucine catabolic process
Cellular component (GO): methylcrotonoyl-CoA carboxylase complex; mitochondrion
Molecular function (GO): methylcrotonoyl-CoA carboxylase activity
Source: RefSeq, a predicted model, not a curated record